Molecule: messenger RNA, 954 nt
Organism: Dracunculus medinensis (Guinea worm)
Lineage: Eukaryota; Metazoa; Nematoda; Chromadorea; Rhabditida; Dracunculidae
Source: the annotation of a GenBank genome assembly
AUGUUCGAUACUCUGAUAUCCUUCCAAAUGGAGCUCGCCCGGACGAUACACCAGCAUGAUAAUGUUGUGAUUUUGGCUGAUAAACAUACGAUGCCGUACUUCGAUGGUCGCUCUCGAUCGAUGAAAACCCGACUUCCUUUAGAUGCUUUAAUUCAGACCUCAAUUUAUGAUAUCAAUAUUCGCGAUUUUGCUCCGUUUGGUGUUCGUCAGUUAAUCAAAUUCUCAUACAGGCCUUCUGGAAUGGAUGAAAUAGCAGCUCGACAAAUCGACGAGAGUAUUCGACGUUUUAUUGAUGAGUACAGACUGCGUAUUGACAAACGCGAAUACGAAUUAAUACUUUCGGCAGCAAACGUUGUUGAUAACGGUAUCAAUAAGGCCAUUAUUGACGAGAAAGUCCUAGUGGAAAACAGAGGUCGAUUACCUGAUUGGGCUAUUAUGAUCAAACUUUUCAACGCCUUUAGAAAGGUUGUUGUUAUCUCAAAUCCGUUGAAUACGACAAAUUUGCGACUUGAUGAUGUUAUGUCAUUUGUUGAUGACCAAAUUUUGGUUAUCCCAACUCUUGACAAGGAAACACGAGCCAAUCUUGAUGCUGAAUUAUACAAGAAAUUCCGAGAUGAAGUGAUGUUGGUUGAUCUACCAGCCCAUUUAAAUAACGAUAGAAAAGGAAACUGUGGCAUGUACACAGCGAUUCUGGCCACAGAGAAAUAUGUCUAUGUACCGGUAUUUGGAAAUGAUCCAGGCAAUUGGAAACGGGGUCAUUCAACUAUGAUGGACAAAAUGGUCAUUCAUAUGCUUGAAGUUAACACACGAAAAACGGUUGUUCCUGUCAAUAUUCCCCGUGCGAUCUGUGAACGUGGUAUUUCAUUGCGAUCACUUGCUUGGACAUUAAGAGGCAAUGCUGCCGACCAUAUAAUUCAAGUAGCAAGGAAUACAUUAGCUAAAUUGUUCGCUUAA